AUGCAUCGAGUACUAGCCAUUCCUGAACUAUUGUUGAACGUCUUCUCCUUUCUAGACGACCGGUCCAACGCGAAGACGGCCGUCGUCUGCAAAAGUUGGUCGGAAUUUGCUUUGAACGAACUUUGGAACAAUGUCGACAUCAGCAUACUCAAGUCCUUGGCCCCUAUGGAUGUAUCACUACUGGAGGAGAAAUCCGUACUUUUGCUUGAACGUUCCCCCACCCAGUCAGAAUGGAGUCGAUUCUUGAACAAUACCAAACGCGUCCACUAUCUCAACGUAGCACCUAUCUCGCCCAGGAUGCUCUCAUUGCAUACCGUCACGAUCUACGAGCUGGCGCUAGGCCGGACCAACCACCUCAUAUUUCCUCAUAUCCGCGGGCUCACAGCUGAAGAGGGUACUCUCAGCGCCUUGUUUAUGAGCGACACCGUCGAAUCUCUCGAUAUCUGCCUUUUUCCUCCAACGACAGAGAUAGAAGUCUUCAAGAGGCUGGCAGCACGCCACAGGCCCACGCUUAUACAACAUAUCUGCGAACGCAUGCCUCGCCUGACCGAGCUUCUUUUUAGGGGGCCUGACCUCGCACGAAUCGCCGAAUCAGACAUAGUCACCCUCAUUCAGGCGCAACCCUGCCUCAAAGUUGUUCAACUCCCUCUAUACGAGAUGUCUUCCCUCAUCUGGUCUGCUCUCGCGGAAUUGGACCAUUUAGAACGGAUAGGGACGGCUUUUCCUGAACCUCCUUUUUACUUCGGCGAGCUACACAAUCUACGCUCAUUCGGUCCGCCACAAACUUCACUCAAGGACGGUGCCUUUCCAGCCUUAUACAGCCUCUAUAUUCCCGCAAUUACUGUCGAAACAGCUCUCUCAUACCUUACGCAGGCCCAUUUUCCUUUGGGGCAGCUUCAGGUUCUUCACCUACGUUUGCCGUUCGCGGUGGAAGUCAAACCUGAGGACGUCCAACAUCUUAUCAUCUCCCUCGGAAAAGCCUGCACCUCACUCCGCUCUCUGCAUAUAAACAUCCAUCCGACGGAGCCCUUCACGUUCCCAGAUCUCGCUCUUGUCUCCGCACUUAAAUACGAGCAUUUUAAGGAUAUUAUCUCCUUUAAGUUGCUGGAAGAUUUCAUCAUCGCACAUACGCAUCCCAUCGAGGUAUCGGAAGACGACCUCACGCAUCUCGCCACCAAUGGGCUUUAUCUCGAAACCCUUUGGCUUAAUCCACGGCCCAUCGCCUUGUCGCCAUCCUCUCUCACUCUACGGGCCCUCGAUAUAUUCGCCCAGAACUGUCCUAACAUCUGGAGCCUGGGAUUAUACAUGGACGCUAGAUCACCCCCAGAAGUUCCUCAGCCAGAACAUCGCUACCAGAUUGAGCACGUCUACGUCGGGUGUUCGCCAAAUGCCAUGUUUCCCGAGUCUCCCGAAUGCUGCAGGCAGAUCGCGGAGUACCUCGCCGCCAUCGUUGUAGAAUCGGAUAGGGCCUCUAUCACCUCGCAUCUGGUUCACGACGAAGUCAAACACGACGACCUGUACGAAGGAAAAGUGGAGGCAGUACUCUUGGCCAGCCACAGAGCGAAUUGGAGAAUCGUGGAGGAGAUGAUGGUCAUGCUCUUCAAGGACAGGAUGAAAAGACGCCGGGAGAGCAACUCUUUACAGCGUCGUAUGUGGGAGAUGGAGAGGAGAAUGGAGCAGGCCCUGGGGGAUAAAGUUACUCUCGAUUAG
This is a messenger RNA of Stereum hirsutum FP-91666 SS1, 1710 nucleotides long. RefSeq lists its product as uncharacterized. The transcript has 2 exons. Gene Ontology annotation, molecular function: protein binding. The record is from RefSeq and is a predicted model, not a curated record. The coding region runs from base 1 to 1710 and encodes 569 amino acids. Lineage: Eukaryota; Fungi; Basidiomycota; Agaricomycetes; Russulales; Stereaceae.